This is a messenger RNA of Nicrophorus vespilloides, 834 nucleotides long. Its product is annotated as inducible metalloproteinase inhibitor protein-like. Bases 198 to 680 code for a protein of 160 amino acids. The transcript has 2 exons. The record is from RefSeq and is a predicted model, not a curated record. NCBI's taxonomy places the organism in Eukaryota, Metazoa, Arthropoda, Insecta, Coleoptera, Silphidae.
CUCGACUAAUACUUUUGAGGGCCCUCAAAUAACAUUGUUCUAGAGCCUUGGACUUAUUUUUUUUGGGUGGCCUUUUGAUUGAACGGGGCUCUGCGCUUCCAGCCUAUUUAGACCAAUCCUAAAUCCGCCACUGUAUUUUAGCUAAAUUGGUAUAAAAAGGUGACAUUUUUAUUUUAAUUUAAUAUUGCCUUUGCACGAUGAAGGUUACGAUGUUUGCAAUUAUUGUCCUUUUUGGCAUCCUAGAAGUCCUUGCUAUUGGCCCAAAAGACUGUUUUAGACCUAACGAAGUUUAUUACUGUGGCGGAGCUUGUCAAAUUACAUGCUACAACUACAACAAAAUUUGUCCAAUAAUAAAUGUAAGAUGUAACGACAUGUGUUAUUGCAUCAAAAAUUACGCUAGGGAUCAAACUGGAACGUGUGUCCACAUUAAAUAUUGUAAAGACAGAUUGAACGGUAAAUGUGGUGAUCAUGAAGAAUACAGACUUGAUUUUUACUUGAACAAUGAAUGCUACAUUCAGAAGCUUACAGAAAUUGAAGUUUCCAAGCGAAAAGUCUUAGGAUGUUUCUGUAUUAAAGGAUAUAAAAGAGAUCCGUCUGGGAAAUGUAUUCCAGCAGCAAAAUGCCCAAUUCAACCGCCUCCAAAGUAUCCACAAAGUUCAAUUCCAUUUUACAAGUUUUGAUUUUGUACCAUUAUGAAUAAAAUAAUAUUUCUAUUCAUUUAUACCGUAAUCCAAUUCAAAUUAUUCAAUUAUACAGUUUUCACAUUUUUUUCAGCAUUUAUAGAGUACAAUUUUUGAUUUUAUUCAGUAGUUACAUCAUUAUUUCUCUUAUAUA